AUGAGCCACAGUGCAGUGUGGCGCACCUCUCUGUACCAUAAACUCCGAGGCCCAAACGAUACAGGAUCCGACGAGCGCGAGAAUAGCAAAAUAAGUGCAGGCGAUAGAUAUAUACAGACGACCUCAGCGCGCACACGACCGCUACAAGGACGCGGGCGAGAAACUCUCGCAACAGCCACAGCCGCCAAAAUGAAGCCCUCCCCGCGCCUCCUCUCAACAGCAGCACCACCAAGGCAGAUCGCGCGCGCACGAGCUGUAUUCGCCGCGCGACCGCGACAUUCCUCCAAAUCAUCAGCCACAUCCUGUACAACCAGACAGCACGAUGCGGCGGAACGGACCCAGGCGCAGUCGCGACCACACUCCCAACAACAACCGGCGCAACAGCGCCAACCCUCUCACAAAACACACUACGCGCUCUUCCCCCUCACCCUCCCCGCGGGCCCUCCCCCAGCGGGUCCAUUUGCGAUCGACCUCCCCUCCCUGCGCAGGGAAUACCUCCGUCUCCAAGCCUCUGCGCACCCAGACGUGCACAGUGGCGCUUCCAAAGCGCGUGCUGAGGCUAUGAGCGCGGUUAUAAACGAUGCCUACGGCACCCUCCGCGACGGUUUGCGUCGGGCAGAAUAUAUCCUCUCUCUUCACGGUAUCGAUAGUAAAAAGGAGGGGGAGAAGAUGGGUGGUGGCUUGGGGUUAGGUGUUGAAGGGGGCUGGGGGGGGGGGGGGGAGGAGGACAUGGAAUUCUUAGACGAGGUUAUGGAAGUGCGUGAGGCGGUGGAAGGGGCGGAGGAGGGGGAGAUGGAAGGGUUGGUGAGAGAGAAUAAAGAGAGGGUUGCGAGGUGUGAGGAGAGGGUGGGGGAGAUGAUGGGGAGGGGGGAGUGGGAGGGGGCGAGGGGGGAGGUGGUGAGGUUGAGGUAUUGGAGGGGGGUGGGGGAGAGGUUGGUUGAGAGGGGGUAG
This is a messenger RNA of Pseudogymnoascus destructans, 951 nucleotides long. RefSeq lists its product as uncharacterized. Gene Ontology annotation, biological process: protein complex oligomerization; [2Fe-2S] cluster assembly. Gene Ontology annotation, molecular function: ATPase activator activity; protein-folding chaperone binding. Lineage: Eukaryota; Fungi; Ascomycota; Leotiomycetes; Thelebolales; Thelebolaceae. The coding region runs from base 1 to 951 and encodes 316 amino acids. Gene Ontology annotation, cellular component: mitochondrion. The transcript has a single exon. The record is from RefSeq and is a predicted model, not a curated record.